Plodia interpunctella (Indianmeal moth) is the source of this 1554-nucleotide messenger RNA. RefSeq names its product GATA zinc finger domain-containing protein 7-like. The transcript has 2 exons. The record is from RefSeq and is a predicted model, not a curated record. The coding region runs from base 64 to 1470 and encodes 468 amino acids. Lineage: Eukaryota; Metazoa; Arthropoda; Insecta; Lepidoptera; Pyralidae.
AUCAUUGAUAAGAUACUUAAUUGUAUUUAAGAGAGAGCCCGUGGCCUUUCUCAAGUUUUCAAGAUGGCAUGGCCGCCAGUUAUACAUAUAAGUUUUAUAUUAUCAAUACUCUAUUUGAAGGGUGCCAGCGGACAACAGAAUGGAUUCCCCAAUCAAGUUAACGCACAUACACCACUUGGAUCUCCUUUACCAAAAAAUUUAAAUCGUAUGUCUAAAUGUCCGUUCCAUCAAAAAUUAUUGAACGGAAAGUUAUAUGGAAAUUUACAACCGCCAGUAAACUUACAACAGCAGCAACUAAAUUUACAGCAAGCAGCACUCCAACAACAGUUAAACAUACAACAGGCGAAUUUACAACAAGGAAUGAAUAUUCCUCAAGCCAACUUGGCACAGGUGAAUAUGCCACCAAAUUUUAACCAACUGAAUUUACAACAAGGAAACGUGCAACAACUGGGCCUUCAACAAAUGGGGAAUUUGCCGCAGCUUAACCUGCAACCAGGAAAUUCACAGCAAUUAAAUUUGCAACAAUUAACUCCAAAUUUACCACUUGGUCUACAAACAAAUAAUUUUCAGCAAAGUUUUCCUCCUUCUCUAUCCAGUUUACAGUUAGCUAAUAAUCACGUACCUGACAUUUCUGUAGCUUCUUCGCCUAUGCAAAAUAACCAAUUUUCUAAUAUUCCCCCUCACAUUCCACAACAAUUGUCUGAUGCUGGUAGGUCAGCUCAAAUUGCGUCAUCGAUGCCAUGUAAUUUUAAUCUGCCGACCCAAUCAGUACCUAUGGGCUAUACAACUAAUCAACCUGUCCUCAAUCCAUCGCCUUUUACGGCAAUAUCGGAUUUAGGUACAAUAAAUAACCAACAAUAUGCACUUGUGGCAGUGCCUAUACAGAACCAAAGAUCUGUUAAUGUAGUACAGCCUAAUAUUCCAAAUCCAAUCUCGGGAACUCCAAAUCAAGUCACUAUUAUAAAGUCAGUGCAACCCCAGGGAUAUUUUGAUCCAAUCGUUCCCACUCCAGAGUUAGAUCAAAAUAAACUAUCACUGAUAUCUUCCUUGAUCUCAGACACAGCUCCAGCUCAAUUCACACCGGGCUCGCUACUAAAUGGUAAUUCGAUUUUGGGUGCAGCCUUAUCCAAAUCAGGGUCCAAAUCAUCCAACUUACAAGCAUUGCUCCCUCUCAUAUUUAAUUUGUUGAAAGAGAAAAACAAUGGAUGCACAUGCCAUCACUGCGGAUGCACGAACAACAAACAACCACAAAUAUUCAGUGGAUAUGCUAAUUCAAACAAUAACAGUGAGGAGUCUACGUCGGAGACCUCGGAUAGUAACGAUGAUGUUGAAGAAACUACAGAAAGUCCAGAAGCGAUGACUGAAGCUCCUGAGCACCAGAAAUCUAUAAAAGAGAACACAAUAAACAAUACUGACAGCAGGGAACAAGAAUUAGGCAAUGAUUCAGAUAACUAUGAUGACGAAGAAUAAUUUCAAAUGUUAUUUAAUGAGAAUCAGUGAUAUUAAAUUUAAUAAUUUAAUUUUAGAUUAAAGUUUACGCAUAUUUUUUGUACA